Setaria italica (foxtail millet) is the source of this 978-nucleotide messenger RNA. RefSeq names its product protein ENHANCED DOWNY MILDEW 2-like. The record is from RefSeq and is a predicted model, not a curated record. The transcript has 3 exons. Lineage: Eukaryota; Viridiplantae; Streptophyta; Magnoliopsida; Poales; Poaceae. Bases 694 to 978 code for a protein of 94 amino acids.
GAUUUUUGACUCAAAUUUAGACCCAAAUCUUCAGAGGGAUUCGAAUCCUACACCUGGUUCCAUUUCCCAAACAGGCCAUAAAAUCCAACCGGUUAAUCUUCCUCGAAUCCUCGUCCAGGACAGCUGUACAGAGACGUACAGGCGGCGUUUCACAAACAGUGUCCAUCCACUGCCGCCGCCGAGAGCUCUUUCUCUCUCGCGCGCGCCAUCCGGAUGCACGGAAUGGAGCAUCCCGGAUGUUGAUUCCAUCCCUUGCUGGUAAGGAAUCCUGCUCGAAUGGAUCUUUGCUGCGAACAAUCGUGUCCAAAUCUCCCUUUCUCCGCACCUGUUAGUGCCGCAAUUCUUCACCAUGGUUGGGGUUCGAUUCGAUUAGGACCGUCGCUGAUCCGCGGGUAGAUGCUGCUGCCGUGCCGUCGAUCGAUCUCAGCUGAUGCCAUAGGUUUUGUGGAUCCAUGUGCGGGUGCAUUUUGUUUUCCAAAACUUAGAAUUGGGGGUUUAGCCGUGGAUGGAUGCCCCCAGCAGCGCAAUGCAGUGUAGCGAGCGGUGGUUGGUUCUGAUGAUUCUUGUUGGCUUAGCAGAAAUUUGUUGUCUUUCGUGGAUUGAGGAGAAACAAGCUGGGGUCUCAUCGGUCCGUCAGUAGCUCUUACUGGGAACGAGUUCAUGUUCUUGGCAUCACACCUGCCUGCCUGAUAAAUGGAUUGUGAGGGGAGACAAGCUAUGGAUGGAGUAGAGAACUCAGGCCGUGUGCGCCAGACACCAAGAAGAGCACGUGACGUCAAGUGGAAGAGCAAGAAGAAGCGCAAGGCGCGACCUGAAGAUGGAGAUGAUGUCUGUGCAAUUUGUGAUGAUGGUGGCUACGUAACUUGCUGUGAUGGUGGAUGUCUGAGGUCUUUCCACCUAACUGAAGAACAUGGUGAGGGUUCAAAGUGUCCAUCCCUUGGGCUUACUAGUGAACAAGCAAAGGUACCUCUUAAUUGA